This is a messenger RNA of Fimicolochytrium jonesii, 2059 nucleotides long. RefSeq lists its product as uncharacterized. The transcript has a single exon. Bases 77 to 1663 code for a protein of 528 amino acids. The record is from RefSeq and is a predicted model, not a curated record. Lineage: Eukaryota; Fungi; Chytridiomycota; Chytridiomycetes; Spizellomycetales; Powellomycetaceae.
UGGGAAACCCACCCACUCGACCGAAGCCGGGACGAAAGCUCACGAUUCCGAAGUUUGACAAGGGCAAUCAAAAAGAAUGGAUAAGCUUCGGAUACCAGUCGGUGCUAUCCUGCUUGCCCUGAUUUUGGUGACCACCGGCGUGGUCGUGGCGCCGCUCUGCGUCUACUUGUUCUCUGGAACGGCUUCCGCCGGUGACGUCGUCAUCGGCGUCGUGCGCCGCGAUAUCGAAAGGAGCCUCGCCAGCAACGUCAUCAGCUUCAGUUCCAACUGCCUCAAUGUCAUUCAUGACCUGGAGCACGGCACGGCCACAGGAAGCUACAUGGAUCGGUUCUUGGCGAAUCGAUCCAGCCGUAUGAACGACCCGCAGUAUGAUCAGGAGGUCAAGCUCGAAGUUAUGCAUAUCGCCAUGCGAAACAAUGCCGCUGCAGGGUUUCUGGUCAAUCGUGACACGAUAUGGGGCGAGACCGUCUUCUGCGGGGGAAACAACACACUUGCGCGGUUCUGCGAUUAUCCCAUCAACGAAACCGUUCAAAUCUGUGACAACGGUUCUGGGAUGAUCGUAGGCACUGGGCUAGAUGAGCGCGUCACGCUCGACGUGCUGGUCUCCAUCCCGACGAACCCACAGGCGUCGAGAAACGACGUGCCGGCAACCCCCAAAGUCAGAUGGAAAUCACCAAACUGGUUUGUCUGGCACAGCAACGACGGCAACAAGGCAAACGUUAAAGUGGAGGCGGGUUUGGCGUGCCAAAAAGCCCUCUGGUUAACCAAGCCCCCUCCGAAAGCCCCACCCUACACGCAGAAUUAUGAUUUUCUCUUGGUUGGGGUGUUGGACAUCAAGCCGCUGGUUUCUAUGUUGAGAGCGGUGCAGGCAACGCCGAACACAAUCAUCGCAAUGAUUGACUAUCGUGGUAGGACGUUGGCUACGAAUCGAUUAGACUUGGGACUGAAUGAAGCAGGCGACGGCCCCGCGUUGAUAUCCUCCAUCGGAAGCGUGCCGCUGCAGACGAUCAGCAACGCCACGAUCGCCCGCUAUUCCAACUGGACGAACAUCCCGAGCGCCGUAGAAUUUGCCGUGAAAGUCGAAGGCGAGAAAUACUGGGCUGCCCUGCGUUCAAUCAAGGACGAUUACGGCUUUGAGAUCAUCUUAUGCAUGGGCAUACCACAGUCCGACCUCUUGCGCCCUUUGAUCCAAGCCAGGAACGCUGCGAUCAAGUCCGUCUGUAUCACCGGCGCAUGCAUGGUCGCCAUCGUCGCGCUGGUGAGCUACCUCGUGACGCUGCCUCUGAAGCGGCUUUCAAGCGCCAUGCGAAAGGCCAAUCAGUUCGACUUCUCCGCCCUCCGUAAAGUGCCUCACAUCCACCGGUGGGGAUUCAAAGAAGCCGCCGAGACCGAGACCGCUUUCUACACCAUGGUACGAAAGUUUGCGAACGAAAUUGACGAACACAAAGCGUUCAUGGCCGGGCAACGGCGCUUGUCGCUUGGGCCUAUUCGUGAAAUACAGCCGCGGGGAUCAUCGGGAACUACUGGCCCGUCCACUGGCUCGCCCCUGUCGCCCCUCGGGUAUCCACCUGUCAGUUCGCCUCCAGAUACAGGUUCCCCCGUCGGAGACACCAAGGGAGGAACGGACGAUCCGAGCGCUGCGUUGCUUGCGUUGCGGCCGUAGCGCUUUCUUCCUUGCGGUAUCAAGAUUCGAAUGCCGCUCGGGGUUUUCGCCAUCAUUUCGGCAGUAAAGCCCGAUUCAUAUAGGCAACCGACAGCUAGAGGGACGCCCACAUCCUUUUAAACAGCCGGCGUUUGAAUGUCGCGUAUGUACAAAUGGACUCUUUAUACAGUACCAAGUAGUGUAUGCAUUCACAACGCUUCGUCGGAACGGCGGAAAUCGGAGUUUUUCAAUGUAUUCAUUUCUUCCGUCAACAAGUUGAGAAGGCUUGCAGUCUAAUACAUGAUCCAGGUGACAUUUAUACAGGGAGGGGGUGGGGUGAAAAGCUUCGCGAACACCGGAAGCUGAAGAACACACCAAAAGGGAGGAGGCGGGUUAUGAAGAUGAUGUAUUGAGGCG